UGUUGCUUUUUGAGCUCUGUCUGUUGUUGUUUUUUUUCUUUUUUCUUUUGGGAGUCAGAUCAUAAAGCCACGGGUUAUUAGCGCUACUCAAACUUUAUUACUUUAAAAAAGAAAAAGAAAGGUUGAUCAUGAAACCAUUCUAAACAUCUUUAACAACAACAACAACCAAACACGAGCAGUCAGGAGUGCGCUGCCUGCUGACUGAUGACUGGACUGUGCCAUCUGCAGCCGGUCUGACCCUCCAGGACUGCUCGGAGACUUUUAUGGGCUGCCGCUGCGACGUCAGGCGCUGCGCUCUCACCGUGAAGAUGGCGGAGGCUGCGGAGGCACCACAACACCGGUUUUUCUGUCACUGCUGUAAAUGUGAAACUAACCCUAAACUCCCGGACUUGGUCUGUCCCAGGUGUGACUCCGGUUUCAUUGAGGAGGUGUCAGAAGACUCCAGUCUUCUGCAGGACAGCAGCACAUCAUCGUCCAGUGAGGAGUCGGACUCUUUGUUCUCGGAGCUAUGGCAGCUGCUGUUUAUGGAGCGCUCUGCUCUGCUGUCGCAUCCGCCGUCCUCGGAGUCCGACCCAGACGACGGCGAGCAGGUAUCUGCGGGUCAGAGCCGUCCGUCUCCGGUGUCGCCAGGCGCCGCCGAGGCCCGAGAACCAGAGUCUCCGUCGCAGCCUGGAGAGGAGAGGUCCCCCAGGUCUGAGCAAAGACCUGCAGUGGAAGGGUGUGUGGGAAUGGAUGGUGCAGCAGUUCUUGGCCGGCCUGUUCGCCGGCAACGGAAACCACGGUGCUGCACCGGCUGCACUGUAAGCACUUUCCGAUCUUCGAUUCGCCUCCUUCGCUUUCUGAUUUCCUCUGGCGUUUGUCUGACGCCCCCUCCCUCUUUCUUCUCUCUCCUGUCCUCUUUCCGUCCGUCGCUCAGAUCCAGCAUGCUACAGCUGUACGCAAACCCUGGAGAUUACGCGUGGGGUCAGGGAGGCCUGGACACUGUCAUAACAGAGCUGUUAGGACAGCUGGAGAGCACGGGUCCUCCCCCCGCAGAGAGGGACAUGAUCUCAUCCCUGCCAAGAGUUUGCAUCUCUGAGGAACAGACAGACUGCAGACUGGAGUGUCCAGUUUGUAGGGAGGAGUAUUCAUUAGGGGAAUCUGUCAGGAAGCUACCCUGCCUCCAUUACUUCCACAGUGACUGUAUAGUGCCUUGGCUGGAGCUGCACGAUACCUGCCCGGUGUGCAGAAAAAGCCUUGACGGUGUGGACAACAGCCUCCCGCCCACAGCACAGCCCCCAGAAGCCCGCUCCGUCAGGAUGGAGCAACAGGAGAGGCAGGCGAGCUGAGACACGGGGCCGAGCAACGCUACCUCCUUCACUGUUUUCGAGAGACCCACUCCUCACCUCAGACCUUCCGCCUUCGCAUGCCGACUGCUUUCAAAUAAAAUACGUGCAUCACAGUCAUAACUCACAGCUUCAGCUCUCACUUAAGGACCUUCAUGUUUUCUACUCCCAACAUCUUCACCACACUACAAACACAUAGAGAGCCUGCAGUUUGCUGGAAAGAUGUGGAGGUGUCCUCACUGCGCUGCCUUCUGAGGUGUAUUUUUGAAUGACUGACUUUGACAUCAUGAACUAAUCACCAUGCCGAGCUGCCAGUGGUCGUCAAAAUGAUGGGAAUUCACAGUUAUGGAGUAACAUUUUCAUUAAGGCUUUUAUUUUGCUGACUUUUUUUCCACCCGGGUCUGAUUCAGCAUUGAUCCCCUCUCUAGUUGAGGCUGUUAUUAAAGCCUAACCCCUGUGAUCCUCACCCCCUGCACCGUCUUUCAUCUCGCUAAUCAUGAGAGAAUCCCAGGCACAUAUUCGCAGCCAUAUUGCAGGCGUUUUAUUGGCCUGCCAACCAAAUGUGUUUGAUAAUGAGUUGGGUUUACAUGGCAGUUUUGCAUAUUUGAGGCUUUUCUGUGUCUUUUGCAUUCUGAGGUCCAGUGCUGUACGACCUGCUUUGCAGAUGUCAGAUUUUAGAUCUCAAAUAGACCUGCAAUACAAAUGUUCCCUUGAAAAUGGCAGCAUAGUGCUGAAAUAAGGAAGUCAAUUAAAAAGUCAAUCACCGAACAUUAAUAGUGCCCAACUGUGAUAGUCGAUUUACCGCUAGUCAUUAAGGAAAAAGUGAUAAACAUUUGUAUGCAGCUUAUCAAAUGCAUGUAUGUGCUGCUUCUCUCUGAUUUGUAUCAUUGUAAAUUGGACAUUUUGGGGUUUUUGACAUUGCGCACCUUGGAUAACCUGUGAGAAAAAUAAGCAGUUGCAGCCCGAAACGAGUAGAAUAGUGUACUUGGUAACACUACGUAAGUACUACAACUGCAGUUACAUUACUGUAAGAUUACUCAAAACUACUGUUAUUGAAAUAAUACUUAAGUAAAAGUUAAGAUUAUUUUUCUCAAAUGCUACUAAAAGUAUUGGUUUCUUUUUAACCACUGAUGUUUAAUGCAUUACUGCAUUAAAAAUGAGUUAAUUCCAAUAAUUUGAGUACAUGCAAUUAGUUAAUUCUACCCCUUGUCAUUUCAUACAAACCAUUUAUAAAGGUGCAGCUUAUGUUUAUAGGCUAAUACUUUGUGAGUGGUUUGUAAACACUGUGUAGUUCAUCUAUAAGCAGUUUGGACGGACAACACGUGCUUCUAAACAUUUUCAAUUGGUUUACAAAGCAUUUUAUUGUUAACAGUGGGAUAUUAAGUCAAUGUUAAUAAUAAAUGCACUGUUUGUUAAUGACGGUGAUCAAGUGUUGCUGGUCACGAGGUGUCAACUGAUAUGGUUUUUCCAGAGCUGAUUACGGUGCCUAUUAUUAGAAAUCAAGGAGGCUGAAAAACAAUAUUUGGGACCGAUAUUCAUUUGCAACUCGAGUACUUUUUAGAGCUACUUUACAUGAGUAUUUCCAUUUUCUGCUACUUUAUACUGUCACUCUACUACACCUUUUGAUUUUGAUAUAUUAAAUGUAUAUGAUUCAGUGUUUAUAGGCUAAUAAUUGUACAGUCAGCAACAAUAAUCAGAUAAGGCUGUGACUUAGA
Molecule: messenger RNA, 3040 nt
Organism: Acanthopagrus latus (yellowfin seabream)
Lineage: Eukaryota; Metazoa; Chordata; Actinopteri; Spariformes; Sparidae
Product: E3 ubiquitin-protein ligase RNF115
Exons: 8
Coding region: 264-1328 (354 amino acids)
Biological process (GO): protein ubiquitination
Cellular component (GO): cytoplasm
Molecular function (GO): ubiquitin protein ligase activity
Source: RefSeq, a predicted model, not a curated record